This is a messenger RNA of Lineus longissimus, 5717 nucleotides long. RefSeq names its product putative ankyrin-containing lipoprotein Lxx09580. The record is from RefSeq and is a predicted model, not a curated record. The transcript is spliced from 14 exons. The coding region runs from base 211 to 1350 and encodes 379 amino acids. Gene Ontology annotation, molecular function: protein binding. Lineage: Eukaryota; Metazoa; Nemertea; Pilidiophora; Heteronemertea; Lineidae.
UUUUUGAGGUAGAGGCCUCAAGGAUAGAUGGCGCCACAUGGAGGGACGGGGUCGCCGGGCAAAAAGUAUCACUGUACAGGCCUAUGGUCUGGGGGACGUGUCCUGAAUACGUGCUGUACACUGGUAUUCGUAUUUUACCCCAGCUAAUUCAGAUGCGAAAUACCGCUCCCCUUUCUCGUUAAGUGUCUGGUACGUCAGUCUAUACUUACAAUGGCUGCUGCUAAAGGAAAUGGCGAUGCAGUCGUUAAAACAGACAAGGACUGGAACGUUUGUUUAAUGCACAAGCUAUCCGGAAUGCUGACGGAGGCAAACUUCAGACAUCUAAAACAAAGCUUUCAUAUGUCUGACCGAGUACCUCGCAGGGACACUGACAGAAUCAGUGAUUUUAAUAUGUUUUGGGACAUGCUGGAACGACUUGACCAUAUAAGUGUUGGCAGAUAUGCUGUCUUGAUCCACCAUCUUGAGAUGCUACAACUCAACGAUUGCAUCCGGGUAAUCCAGGAACAUACUCAGAAAAUAGAGGAGUAUCGUCAACAACAGUCAUCAAUUCGUACCCCAUCCAGUGGUGCAGAAGGUCCAGUCACAUCCUAUUCGGCACCUGUAGCAAAGCCACCUGAACCAGCACGAACACAGGCUCAAAAUAUAGCGCCACCAUCUGCUGAUAUCAAUAAACUUGAUCAGGCACCUGUAGCAAGGCCACCUGAACCAGCACGAACACAGGCUCGAUAUAUAGCGCCACCAUCUGCUGAUAUCAAUAAACGUGAUGAGUUCGGAAUGACACCUCUCAUGCACGCUGCUUCUGAUAAUAAAGUCGGUCGUGUAAGAAGCUUGAUCGAUGCAGGAGCUGAUGUCAAUAUAAAACCAAAGAAAAGCGGGACGGCACUCAUGGACGCCUGCCGUGGGGGUCACAAGGAAGUCGUAGCAGACCUGAUCAAAGCGGGCGCUGACGUGAACAUCAUAGAUAUGAUUGGCUGGACGGCACUCAUGCACGCCUGCCCUGGGGGUCACAAGGAAGUCGUAGCAGACCUGAUCAAAGCGGGCGCUGACGUGAACAUCAGAAAUCAGUUUGGCGGGACGGCACUCAUGGCCGCCUGCCUUGAGGGUCACAAGGAAGUCGUAGCAGACCUGAUCAAAGCGGGCGCUGACGUGAACAUCAGAGAUGAGAUUGGCUGGACGGCACUCAUGGACGCAUGCCGUGGGGGUCACAAGGAAGUCGUAGCAGACUUGAUCAAAGCGGGCGCUGACGUGAACAUCAGAAAUCUGUGGGGAAAGACUGCCCUAAAGUGGGCUGAAGACAACGGACACAGAGAGAUAGCAGAGAUGCUGGAGAGAGCUGCUAAAAAUCAAUGAAGACAAAGAGCGGUAAUACGAUAUCAAGCAGUCGGACAUGUGGUGGUGAUACCUAUUACACUAUCAAAGAGAGAAUGAGUUUCGGUUAACUAUAAGUCAGCCUGGUAAAACUACGUACCUCCCUGCGAGAUCUCGUGACAUUUGGUUGAUGGAUCGCACCGGUAUAUAUAAAACGUUCCUGACGAAAGGUUGGAAUGAAUUUAUCCAACCUUCAGUCAGGAAUUGGCGGAGAUGCGCAAUGACUUGGGACGAGGCUUACUAUGGUAUCUUUAUUAUUUGAACUGUGUCCAGAAGCGAUUACACUUAUAUACUCCGGAGUGAUAUGUGUCCAAAACGACUGAUUCAUCUUGAUAGGGGACACGAUUCUGAAGUGUUCUACAACAAAACAAAACUGAAUGAGAUACGCUGUCUGCAGUCAGCGAAGACGCGAUGACGUCCCGCGCAGUGAAAAAAAGGAAGACGAAGAUUCCUCAAAGGGUCCACUCAAUAGUUUGUCGCUUUGCCUUGUCUGAACUGCUUAAGACUUUACUCCUAUUACGUUUCAGUGUCGGUUGAUCGAAGUACAGCUUUUUUAUUUUAUGUCUUGUUAUUCAUCAGAAAGUGAUAGAAAGUAGCAAUUUUCACCCACGAUUGUAUUAUGUGAUACCUUGGAUGACAAUUAUUGGCCAUUAUACUAAUUUGCAGUUAAUUAAUGAAAUAAGAUGUGCUAAUUUGAUGAUGAACCUUGGUCACCUAAGAUGCUUCGAGCUUUUUAUUGUUCUUUUUCUCCCCUACGCGUUCGUUCUGUCAUUGAAGGAGUUUUUCUCACUUGCCUUUUUUCAUGACAAAAACAUGAAAAAUUGCACUGCUAGCAAAACACGCAUGACGUCUAUUUGCCCUGCCGGUUUAGGCAUCGACCAUGUUGAAAGGUGUUUCGUGGGAGUCGGUUUAUCAAGAUUUACUCUGGUGAUCCUUUGAUAAGACUGUACAACGAUGAGAAUUUAGACCUGGGUGUGAGCGGGCUUUGAAGACAACAGACUGUGGAAUCGACUCGGCCUGAUUUCUUGUAGUUGCGAAGUAAGGGGCAAAUUAACGUAAUGCGCUUGAAAAGGCAUAAAAUUGCCAUUACUUGAUCAAUUCCGAUCAAAUGGCUCACUCUUGGUCAUGGUCUGGGUUUGACCUACAAGGUGAAAUCACCAGAGUUUUCUUUUUUGUGAUUUGGUGUAUUCCUCCUUCAUGGCAUACUGAACUUCUAGUGGUAUUGCCUCCGUUGCGUUGUCUGUAAGUUUAGCCAUGUCAUUACAUUGAGGGGUGAAGAUGCCUUCAUGGCGGAAUGUGGUGUAUUCCUCCUUCAUGGCAUACUGAACUUCUAGCGGUAUUGCCUCCGUUGCGUUGUCUGUAAGCUUAGCCAUGUCAUUACAUUGAGGGGUGAAGAUGCCUUCAUGGCGGAAUGUGGUGUAUUCCUCCUUCAUGGCACACUGAACUUCUAGCGGUAUUGCCUCCGUUGCGUUGUCUGUAAGCUUAGCCAUGUCAUUACAUUGAGGGGUGAAGAUGCCUUCAUGGCGGAAUGUGGUGUAUUCCUCCUUCAUGGCAUACUGAACUUCUAGCGGUAUUGCCUCCGUUGCGUUGUCUGUAAGCUUAGCCAUGUCAUUACAUUGAGGGGUGAGAUGCCUUCAUGGCGGAAUGUGGUGUAUUCCUCCUUCAUGGCAUACUGAACUUCUAGCGGUAUUGCCUCUGUUGCGUUGUCUGUAAGCUUAGCCAUGUCAUUACAUUGAGGGUGAAGAUGCCUUCAUGGCGGAAUGAGCGUUGCUUUUAGAUGAGUUCAGCUUUGAAUCAUGCUCCAGGUGACUCAAUUUCUUUAUAGUAUAUGGUUUACAAAAUGUCUAUCCACCAAAAUCGUGAAAAUGCUCGCUCGUCAUGAGACAUUCAAUCCUAGUAAAAUUGCAAAUAUUGUGCUCUACUCCAACAAUUUCCAUGCAUACAUUAAAAGUGAAUGUAGAUUUUUUUUAUCAUUGCACAGAAUACAUAGCAAGUCACAUUUUACGGACAGUGUCAUGACCUAUUGGUUUUCAACUCAUUGCGGUUUAUUGUAGGAUUAUUCAACUUGCAAUGAUGUGACCGCCAGAGAUCUUGUUUUCAAACAAAAGUGUAAAUUCACGUUUUUUUCUACCUGGUGCAAUGUGAUUUUUCAGAUAGGCCUGGCCAAAGGUACUUGGCUGACCUCUUGUCACCUAACUGUAACAGUGUGAUCACAAAUAGUAAUGUGACACAGCCCUGGGCAGCCGGUGUCAUAGCUGACCGACUUUAGUUGACACGGUGAGAGAGCGGCUUAUUAUAAACCGCGAGAUGCGGAAUGCGAAAUCGCGAGAUGCCAACCUCGGUGAGAGUACCAUGCGCCUCAUGAUGUAUUGCAAAUAUGGAGGCUGUAUUGGGGAGCUAUCCUGGUUGUGAUUGGCCCAUUGAAAUAGACUCCACUGUACAGCGGUUUAUAAUAAGCCUGAGAGAGCUGUACAUAAUGUACUCAGUUUCUUCAGUAUAGCGUUGUGCAACACCAGUUUCUUUCGGUAGGUGUGAUAUGGUCGCAUUCCUGAGUUCAACAGAGUACCUUUGGCCAGAACGAUGAGGAAACACUUUUCUAUCUUGGACUGAUCAUGUCUUUUCUUUUUUACGAAGUCUUUGUAGGUGUAGAUAAUAUGUAUUCUUUAUUCGCUUGUAUUUUACUGUAUCAUGAAUGUGUGAACGAAAAUGUACAUCAUUCUUUUUUAUGGAGAUAAAUAAUUCUAAAAUCAUCAUUAUUAUCAUUAUCAUGAUGAUGAUUGGUGGUGAUGAUGAUGACGAUGAGAGAUUCAAGUACAUAUUCAGGUUAGCCAGCCUUACAAGUCGUUGAGGCAUCCUCUUGAGGACAACCUAUUAUAUUUCUCUUUGUAACAAAAGAGUGACGCAUCCCAUUUCAUGGUAAUUAUUCGUUAUAUACCUUUAAUUCAAUACCAAUUAGGAAAGACAUCGGUCCAAGGGACUAAUCAAUUGAUGUAUAGAUAAAGUGACACUGUCCCAGUAGUCUGACUGCCCUCAAAUGACUGAUUUAGAAUUAACAGAAAUUACAGUAGAACCUCUCCAUUAAGGACAACCUCCGGACUGACAAGUGCUGUCCUUAAUAGAAAGGUGUCUUGAUUAGAGAGGUCAAAUAGACUAUAUAAACUACAAUAAUGUAUCACUUUGGGACCAAACUAUGGUACUUAAUAGAGAUGUUGUCCUUGAUAUAGAGGUGUCCGCUAAGAGAGGUUCUACUGCAUACAAAAACGACAUUGCUCUCAGUGUACAACAGUCUAACUAUGAAUGUAAGUCCUGAGCGCUGUAUAGCUGCAGCUCAGACCUGUUAUACUCCAGAUCGUAAAGCUUGACCCCCCUAAUGUAGAGGCCAAUAGCUAGGGGUAAUAAUGUGAAGCGCUUUUAACCACUGAAACCUGUUGGAUUAUGCGCUAUACAGUUGAACCCCGGUAACAUGAUGACUCAUGGGACCUUGGUUGAAUGGUCACGUUAGUGAAGUUGAAAAUCCGGAGACGAAAUGCAUGAUCAGGUAUUCUCGCCAAAAUUGUUGAACAUUUUUAUAGGUUCAAAAUUCUGAAAAAUUUUCAAAGCCAAAAUUUUUGGGGGGCUAAUGAUGUCUCUUCAUUUUGAGGAGAAAAACAACAAGUGAAAAAAAUAUUUGGACUCAGAAAUGUUUUCAUCCUUCAGAUUUGAAUUGUUUCAUCAGUUCAAAAUUCUGAAUAAUUUUCCAAGCCAAAAAUUGUUUGGGAUUGAUUAUGUUUCUUCAUUUUAUGCAGAAAAAAACAUUAAAAAAACUUAAUACUUAAAAAAAACUUAAUAACGGUGAUAAACGCUGCCUGACUUAAUGCAAAUCACAUGAUUUUUUGCUGUCGGUACCCAGCAUGUCUAACACUGACAGGGCUGAAUGAUGAAAAAAACAGGGAUAUAUUGAUUCAAAAAACGUUAGUAGAACGCAGUUUAUUAGUUUUCAACUGAUAGUAACUGUACAAAAGUUUUCAUAAUGAUUCUCAUGAUAGCCACUGUCCGUGGUGUUAUAAUAAUGAAGAGAGCUUUGCGCCGACGUGUUAAUUGCCUGGUUAAUUGGAGACGCGGUCGCGAUCGAUUACGGCAAUUAGGCCUUUUGGUCGGGUUAGAGGGGUAAAUUUGGUCAUUGGGACCGCCCUAUCUAGUGGUCGUGGUCUGGCUGGGUACGGGGGUGGUCGUGUUGCCGGGGGCCUUGUAAUGGUAAUUAGAGAGGAAACCAUUCGGGACCGGCGAUCCUUGGUCGUCAUAGCGGGGUGGUCGCCGACCGGGGUUCCACUGUAUAAUGAUAAUAAUAAUAAUAAUACUUGCUUUGCCAA